Messenger RNA from Phasianus colchicus (ring-necked pheasant), 7214 nucleotides. Lineage: Eukaryota; Metazoa; Chordata; Aves; Galliformes; Phasianidae. The record is from RefSeq and is a predicted model, not a curated record.
UUGUUGUUGUUGUUUUUUUUUUUACCGUACCACAAUGAAAACAGCAGUGCUGAUUCUCCUGCCAAAACUGAAGGAGAUGCAUAAAGAAAUAAACAGCAAAAUGAUUACACUGUCACCUUUGUAACAUUGUUUUUAUUCCAUUUAUUCACCUAGUAAUGGUGGGGGUUAUAUCCAAGAUAAGGAUUAGGUGCUGCAAGGAGUCUUCAUUUUUAACCUUUCGUGUGUGUGAUUGAGAGCAUGUGUGCACAUGGCAUUCUCUGUAAAUGGGUCACGUAGGGAGAGUUAUGACACUGUAGCAGUGGUGUAGGCUGAACCCAUGGUGGUCUCAUGCCACCACGAAGCUUCAGACGGCUCAGGGCUCCGAUCCAAUUGGAACGUAUGAGGCAUGCUGUUUUUUUAAUGUGAUGUAGCAAGGCAUGAUGGGGACAUGGUUGUGGUUGUACUCAAGUAUUUUUAGUGUGGGCUGGGGCUAUUGGACAAGAAUGGGAAAUUUUGCUGUUCUUUGCUUUAUUCUAGGAUGAGAGUUUCACUGUGUGGUAUUUGGUUCUUUUUGCCUCUCAUCCUGGAUGAACAGAUAAACUGUUCUUUCCUUAGAAGUACACAAAAGAGUAGUUUGUGUAUUUCUUUAUCCUAAGGAUGGCUUUUCCAAGGUCUCCCUUCUUUUUUUUUUUUUUUUUUCCUUCCCCAAUCCCUCUUUUUUAGCUCAAAUACUGACCACUUCUGUUGCAUAUAGAGUUAUUUCCUUUUAAGUAACUUUAUUUUUAAAGUUGCCCUCUCUUGACAGCUUGGUCAUUUUUUCUUAGUUCAUCUUGAUUACCUUGCUAGGCCUAUUAAGUCAAGGAUUUGUUUGUGGCAGAACUAUUUCAUGGAACUAUUUCAUAUCUGCAUUGCUUUUCUUGACUGACUGUAUUCAGGAGGAGUUUUAUGGAAAAGGCCGUGUUUUGUUUGCAGAGUUUACUUUAUUGCUUAUAGCUUAAUAGUAUUCAUUCCACAAAUAUGUGUAUGACUGUUUGUCCUUUCACUUGAGAAUACUGCCUUAAUAUUCAUAAAACCAAAAUCAGGCAAGUCUCUGAAUAAACACAUAAAAGUCAUUUUGUAAGAACUGCCUUUACAGGUCGAAUUAGGAGUUUUUUAGGGUUGUAUUAGUUCUAAAUCUACAUAACAGUAGACCCAAAACAAGUAAAAGAUGUAUGUGUUUAGUUCUUUGUAGGGAUGGAAACCCAUUGCUAAGUUACCUGAGCUUUUCCCAUUCUAGUUAGAAAAGCAGUUCCCAAAUUACUGGGCUUUGAGCAAAGAACCAUAUAGAUUCAGCCACUGAGGACAAAGUGUUCUCUUUCUGGGCACCUGCUUCUCUUCAAGAGUUUUGGUUCCCAAACCAGAACUGGAAAUGCUUCUGUCUGCUUCAUUGCCAGAACCUGCUCCUGAGGUAAGUGUUGUUGGAAUAUUUUGAAGAGCUGAGAGGAGUUUCUGCCCUUCUUGAAACCUUGCAGGACGAACUGCUGGAAUUGCUUCUUAGCCUGAAGAUAGAGUUUAGGGCAAUUACCAAGGAAUGUGAAGGUAUUUUGGUGUGGUGCUCUCAGUGAGGCACUUUGAUGUUUCUCAUGUCACAGAAGAAUGGUCUCACCACAGAGCUGCCACUGGGUGCAGAACCACUGGGCAUACCUUCCUUUGUGUGGUGAACCUAGGAGCACUGUGCUGGUCCACUGAUCAGAUGAAGAGCAAACAGGAAGAAAUGCAGCAUUUUUUCAUCUGCUGCUUAGAAAGUUCAAACCCUGAAAUGGUUUCGGGAUAUUUUUAGGGAUUUUUUUUUUUUCAUCCAUGGACAAAUGCCUGGAUGCCUUUUGGACUGCAGAUUUCGAAUUAGGCGCCUUUAAUAUUUAAACAGUUUACUUAAAUCCUGUUUCAGAUGCCUGACUUCUUUACCCACAGCACGCAUUUCUGUGUACGAGUGGAGUCUGUGCCCUACUGGAGCAUUUUUGAGGCCUCUAAGGCCCUGCAAAGGUGUAGGAAUUUGCAUACAUGGAUUUGUUGGCUGGAUCUGGGUACAGAGUUCAUUGUGGAAAACCUUAUGUAGGAAGAAAUUCAGAUAAAAUGCUUUAUUUAUUUAUUUAUUUAUUUUCUUCUUUGGAUACCGAAGCAUAAAUCUGUGUCCUUGUAAAGACUGAGUCUUGAAAACUCAGUUGCCUGGGAAGCUUCUCCAGUCAGUUUGUGUAGAACAUUAGCCUUCAUUUUGCAGAAUGUCGUGCCUCUGUAGGUAUAAAGAGCUGGCUAAUACAGAAGAGGCCGCGCUGGUACGCAGAGUAUGCAAUUGAGGGUUUACUGGGCUGUCAGCACAGGUGGCUGUGUCUUUGCAAAAUUGCAUCAUCAUGAACACCACAGAAACUUGCUGGCUUUAGCAGAUAUCACUGGGGAUUUGGGCAGCAGGGGUGAAAAAAUGGUGUCAGUGGAGAAAUGUUGUUGGUGGGUUUGCUCUGGAAGCUGGGAUAUGGUGGUUGUCUCUGAGUCCCACAUGCGAGAGGACAGACAAUUGGAAGAUGGAGAGCCUCACAGAGACAGUGAAGAAUUUGAGGAAAGGACAGGAUAGAGAAAGCAGGAGUACAUGAAGAAUCGUAAGCAGUGGGAAUUUGCGGUUGUGUGGUGGUCAGGUGGGUGGCGAAAGCAGGAAAUAGAGAAAACUAAUGCCAGUUCCUCCAGUGGUUGGAGGUGAACUGACACUUCAAGCUCAUCGGGUUCCAGUUGAUCUGAGGCCAGUACGUAUGGUAAUAAAGCCCUCACAAGCAUAGUCAUAAACAGUGUCUUGGCUUUUCUCCGAAACCUGGACAGUGAGCACUAGCUUCUGAUGGGCCUCAUCAGAGGAGGGAGGCCGUGAGUUUCCAACCCUUAAUGACUCUGCCUCCUCCCCAGAAAAUCUCCAGAAAGCUGAUACACAAUUUUGCUACAAAUUUAUGGGUAGCGUGGUUUUGUGUAAGUUAUGGGAGUGUACUGUGGUUGUAAACUGGGAAGAUUAAAUGAGCAAAUGAGCAAGUAAUGGGCAUCGAAAGUGCUGAGAUGCUAGAAGUUAGAGAAGAGUUCACCAAGAACUAAGAACUGAAAAUAACACUGAAGAUGACAGCAUGUUUAGGAGAGAUUUGUAAUGAGUUGGAUGUUUGUAUUCUGAUGGAAGUAUACAAAUUUGGGCAGGAAUAAAUCUUUAGUAAUGAUUGCAUGAAACUUGUUUCUUCUCUGUUCUUGUUUCUCUGGCCUAGCAGAAGUUGAUCACAUCAGUCGAGGAAUAUUUUGAAACAGAUUAAGUGUUUGCUACAAAUGACUGUUGCAACUUUGUGUUUUUAUCCCCAUAAAGACUUAUGUAAAUGUUAGUUGACAUUAUUUUGAAAAGAUGAUGUUUCUUAUGGAAACCUUGGGCAAAAUCGUAAUGGUUUUUUUGUAAGCCGAUUGUGAAGGUAGCAGUGAAGCUGGGAGAUUCCCAGCGCUGAAAAAUGGCUGGUGGGUAGGAGAACUGCUGAAGUCUGUGUUGUCCACUUGUACAGAAAACAUUAGGCAGCAUUCUCUGCUGCCUCUUGCUGGUUCAGUAUUUAUGAAGCUAGUUGUCUUUAAGUGCAAGUUUACAUUAGAUCUUGUUUUACCCAACUAGGUUUGCCUUAUCCUGAUAACAGUGCUUAUAUGUAAAGAAAAAAAUACGGAGUGGGGUUUUGAAUCUAGUUAGCAUUUUGACUUUGUAGUACUGAUUGGCUUUUUUGGUAAGAGUGAAAGUGUUACGUGUUGAAGAAGAGUUGACGUUCUGUUGACAGACUUUGACUUUUGGCAAUUUUUGAGAACUGGUGAUAUUUUAAAUAUAAAAGCAAAUUGGUACAUUGUCAUGUGGCAGGUGUAUUCUAAAUAUUCACACAUCUGAAGUUUGAAAACUCAUGGUAUUAUACUCUGGAAGCAGUUUACAUUGUUGAUUUCAUUCCUGAAAUGGACUGAGAGUAACUUUCUCUUGGCUGUUGUGUACUCGUUUCAGUAUAUGAACAGGGAUGCACCAGAAGUGAAGUGUUUCAAAUUGCUAGCUGCCUACCUUUAACUUCAUCUUCUUCACCUUUCUUGAUUUGAGAACACUGUAUCCCCUGCCGCCCCCCAAAAAAAGUUGAAUGUGAACUUGCUUAGGCUUUGACUUUUUGUUGUUGUUGUUCCCCAUGUAAGACAAUAAGGAAAUCAUGUUUCCAUAUCACUUUAUUACAGCUUUUUCUAUUCUGUAUUUCUGGGUUUUUGACAAGUGGCCUGGGAUAGUCAAGAGAUUGGCCUCCUCAUACUGAGUCGUGAGUGUUUGGUGUUCUGGAGCAGUAGUUGUUGAAUCUAAGUGGAUGUACUCCGAAUGAUACUUAGGCUGUCUUCAGGCCAAGAGAUGUUCUCUGUUCAAUUUCAUAUGCCCAAAUUUCAGCUUUUUCUGUGAUGAAUAUUGCACAGGCAGAGGCAACCUUCUUAGCAUAAUACUUAUAACUUAAAUAACCUUUCUUCUUUACCUUCUACAGACACUGUGACUGAUGAGAGUUAAAGGCCAUGGAUGAAGAUGGGCUUGAAUUGCAGCCACAUGAGCCAAAUGCAUUUUUUGAUCCAACAGGAGCUGAUGCCACACAUAUGGAUGGAGAUCAGAUUGUUGUGGAAGUACAGGAAACAGUAUUUGUUUCAGAUGUAGUCGACUCAGAUAUAACUGUGCAUAACUUUGUUCCUGACGAUCCAGAUUCUGUAGUAAUCCAAGAUGUCAUUGAGGAUGUUGUUAUUGAGGAUGUUCAGUGCCCAGAUAUUAUGGAGGAGCCAGACGUAUCUGAAACUGUCAUUAUUCCUGAACAAGUGCUGGACACAGACGUGGCUGAAGAGGUUUCUUUGGCUCAUUGCACUGUCCCAGAUGAUGUUUUGGCUUCAGACAUAACAGCAGAAGCAAUGUCUAUACCAGAACAUGUACUGACGAGUGAGUCAAUGCAUGUACCUGAAGUUGGACAUGUAGAACAUGUAGUUCAUGAUAAUGUUGAAGAAGCAGAUAUUGUCACUGAUACUUUGGGAACAGAUGUUGUUUCUGAAGAAGUCUUGGUGGCAGACUGCGCAUCGGAAGCAGUGAUCGACGCCAAUGGGAUCCCUGUGGAACAUCAAGAUGAGAAGGGCAACUGUGAAGAUUACCUGAUGAUUUCUCUGGAUGAUGCUGGUAAGAUAGAACAUGAAGGUUCUGCUGAAAUUACCAUGGAAGCAGAGUCAGAAAGUGGAUCUUGUAAAGUGGAUGGCAUUUGUCCAGAAGUCAUCAAGGUCUAUAUAUUCAAAGCAGACCCUGGAGAAGAUGAUUUAGGGGGCACAGUAGACGUUGUGGAAAGCGAGCCAGAAAAUGAUCAUGCAGUUGGCUUACUUGAUCAAAAUAGCAGUAUUCGUAUUCCAAGGGAGAAAAUGGUUUACAUGACCGUAAAUGAUUCUCAGCACGAAGACGAAGAUUUAAAUGUUGCAGAAAUAGCCGAUGAGGUUUAUAUGGAAGUGAUAGUAGGAGAGGAAGAUGCAGCAGUCGCCCAUGAACAGCAAAUUGAUGACAAUGAGAUUAAAACUUUCAUGCCAAUAGCAUGGGCAGCAGCUUAUGGUAAUAAUAACGAUGGCAUUGAAAGUCGGAAUGGCACUGCAAGUGCUCUUUUGCACAUAGAUGAGUCAGCGGGACUUGGGAGACUGGCAAAGCAAAAACCAAAGAAGAAAAGGAGACCUGAGUCCAGGCAGUAUCAAACAGCAAUAAUCAUUGGCCCCGAUGGUCAUCCACUGACAGUUUAUCCCUGCAUGAUUUGUGGAAAGAAAUUUAAAUCUAGAGGUUUCUUGAAAAGGCACAUGAAAAACCACCCAGAGCACCUUCUUACUAAGAAAAAGUACAGAUGCACAGACUGCGAUUACACUACGAAUAAAAAAAUAAGUUUACAUAACCACUUGGAGAGUCAUAAGCUGACCAACAAAACAGAAAAGCUUAUUGAGCGUGAUGAGUGUGGGAAAAGCUUCUCUCACGCGGGAGCGUUAUUUGCGCACAAGAUGGUGCACAGGGACAAAGGAGUGAAUAAAAUGCACAAGUGCAAAUUCUGCGACUAUGAGACAGCAGAACAAGGAUUGCUAAGUCAUCACCUUUUAGCUGUUCACAGCAAGAACUUUCCUCAUAUUUGCGUGGAGUGUGGCAAGGGAUUUCGUCAUCCGUCGGAGCUGAAGAAGCACAUGCGAAUCCACACUGGUGAGAAACCCUACCAGUGCCAAUAUUGCGAAUACCGAUCUGCCGACUCUUCUAACUUGAAAACUCAUGUAAAGACUAAACAUAGCAAGGAAACGUCGUCCAAGUGUGAUAUUUGUUUCCAGACUUUUUCAGAUACCAAAGAGCUACAGCAGCAUACACUUAUGCAUCAAGAGAGCAAAACACAUCAGUGUUUGCAUUGUGACCAUAAGAGCUCAAACUCGAGUGAUCUGAAACGACAUAUAAUUUCAGUCCACACAAAAGACUAUCCCCAUAAGUGUGAUAUGUGUGAUAAAGGCUUUCACCGGCCUUCGGAACUGAAAAAACACGUGGCGGCUCACAAGGGUAAAAAAUUACACCAGUGCAGACAUUGUGACUUUAAGAUUGCGGAUCCGUUUAUUCUGAGUCGCCACAUACUCUCAGUUCACACAAAGGAUCUUCCAUUCAGGUGCAAGAGAUGUAGGAAGGGCUUUAGGCAACAAAAUGAGCUGAAAAAACACAUGAAAACACACAGUGGCAGGAAAGUUUAUCAAUGUGAGUACUGUGAGUAUAGCACUACAGACGCCUCAGGCUUCAAACGGCAUGUUAUUUCCAUUCAUACAAAAGACUACCCUCACCGAUGUGAGUAUUGCAAGAAGGGUUUCCGAAGGCCUUCAGAGAAGAACCAGCACAUUAUGCGGCAUCAUAAAGAUGUUGGGCUGCCUUAAAGUCUCUUUCACAGACUUAUGGCUGGAAUUGCAAAGGAAUUUUGCCUUUCGGGCAGUUAGCUUAUUUUAAAGCCAAUCACCUGCAAUCACACACACACACAUGGAAAAAAAAAAAAAAACAACAAAAAAAUACCCCCAUACUGUGCAUUUGAUUUGUUGCUGUAUAAAAAUAGGAUUAUUGCUUCUAGUUGACUUUUAUACCUUUUGUUCAAUAGCGUGUUCUGAAUUCUAUUCAGUUUGUUUAAUAAAUGAAGAAAAGAUGGCAACAAUAAAGUUGCAUUUAAUAAAGUAAA